Cucurbita pepo subsp. pepo (vegetable marrow) is the source of this 792-nucleotide messenger RNA. RefSeq names its product large ribosomal subunit protein uL14x/uL14z/uL14y. Gene Ontology annotation, molecular function: large ribosomal subunit rRNA binding; structural constituent of ribosome. NCBI's taxonomy places the organism in Eukaryota, Viridiplantae, Streptophyta, Magnoliopsida, Cucurbitales, Cucurbitaceae. The record is from RefSeq and is a predicted model, not a curated record. Gene Ontology annotation, cellular component: cytosolic large ribosomal subunit; ribosome. Gene Ontology annotation, biological process: translation.
CCCAAAACCCUAGAGCUCCAUGCAUAUAUAUAUAUAUAAACUAAUGGUGAUACAUCUGUGCUAGCGGCCGCCGGAGAAACGCUGAAGUCCAUCGGCAAUGUCGAAGCGAGGAAGGGGAGGAUCCGCUGGGAACAAGUUUCGGAUGUCACUGGGUCUUCCAGUGGCUGCUACUGUCAACUGUGCCGACAACACAGGAGCUAAGAAUCUCUACAUCAUUUCAGUGAAAGGGAUCAAGGGCCGCCUCAAUAGAUUGCCAUCAGCAUGUGUUGGUGACAUGGUUAUGGCCACCGUCAAGAAGGGAAAGCCUGAUCUCAGGAAGAAGGUCUUGCCUGCUGUCAUUGUUAGGCAGCGCAAGCCAUGGCGCCGAAAGGACGGUGUCUUCAUGUAUUUCGAAGAUAAUGCUGGUGUGAUUGUCAAUCCCAAGGGUGAGAUGAAAGGUUCGGCUAUUACUGGCCCCAUUGGAAAGGAAUGCGCCGAUCUUUGGCCAAGAAUUGCAAGUGCUGCUAAUGCCAUCGUAUGAGACAGAUAAUCGAAGCAAUUAUAGGUUGUGCCAUGUUUUAGAUUUUCUUCUGAAGUCUUCUUUUGGUUGGGUUUGCCUCUGCUUUGUUAGACAGAUGCAGGCGCCUUUUUGAGGUUUUUUAUUCUAAUGGAUUGCUAAUGUCUUAUUGCUGUUGUUUUGCUUUCUCCUCUCCGUUUUGGGAACCUUUUGCAGUUUUUGUUACAGAUACGACGGACCAUGUUUUAUAACAAUGGAGAAAUAUUAGGAAGUUUUGGUGCUGUUCUUGGCUGCUA